GGGUCCAAAGGAGACCCCGUGGUAGUCUCCAUGUCCAGACUUCAAGGACAGGACAACCCAACCUACGUCCACAACGACGAGGACUCUGUCAGCACCGUCCCCAACCACCCCUCCCCCACCACCGGCGACCCAGCCACCAGAAUCUCCAUCAUCUCCGACCCGUCAUCGUCCCAGGGAAUCGUCCGGCGGAAGGGGAACAACGUCACAGGAGGCUCCGCCUUCCCCAACGACAGUCUUGACGUCACACCCUCCACGCUCACCAGCGGGCACAUCUUGCCCAAACAGAACGCUGCAGGCCUUAGAAAUGGCGGCGCUUCUGCUGUACCUAACGGACAUGGGAGUGGAGGAGGAGGUGGAGGAGGAGGUGGAGGAGGAGGUGGAGGAGGAGAUGGUGCCUCUCCGCCUGCCGCACAGUCGCAAACGUCGACGAUCCAGAUGAAGCGGUCCAUCAACCUUCUCUACAUGACGGCCAUCAUGGUCGCCGUAACGGGUCACUCGUCUAUCUUUGUCUCCCCUUCCUCCAUCCUCUCCCAAACUGGGUCAGUGGGCGGGGCUCUGAUCGUGUGGCUCGUGGGCGGUCUCAUCAACUUGGGCAUGGCUCUCUGCUUCGCAGAGUUGGGCACCAUGUUUGCCCAGGCUGGGGGACCCUACGCCUACGCCUCCAAAGCCUUCGGGCCUCUCAUGGGCUUUCUCAUGAUGUGGGGCUACACCGUGCUCAUAGCCGGGCCGUUCUGGGCGUUCCUGGCGUACACGGCCGCUCUCUACAUCGUCAGGCCCAUCUUCGGGGGGUGUAUGCCGGAAAACGUCAACACGGCUGUCAACCUGUUGGCUGGAUGGAUCAUGG
Aplysia californica (California sea hare) is the source of this 844-nucleotide messenger RNA. RefSeq names its product Y+L amino acid transporter 2. Gene Ontology annotation, molecular function: L-amino acid transmembrane transporter activity. Lineage: Eukaryota; Metazoa; Mollusca; Gastropoda; Aplysiida; Aplysiidae. Gene Ontology annotation, cellular component: membrane. The record is from RefSeq and is a predicted model, not a curated record. Gene Ontology annotation, biological process: amino acid transmembrane transport.